CUCAAUCUUUUUUCGGCCUACGGCCUCGGACUUGAAAACCGAUUUCGAGCCGGAAAAGUAUCAUUUUCAGCCCUAGGUGCAAAAUAUACUAUUACAUUCAAUUUUCAUUUCAUUCCAUGUCUCUUAGAUGUCUUCAACAUUAUGCUUUAAAUCUUGUACAUUUUUAGCUCCCUACUGUUUUUGACGUUUAAAUUAUAUGAAUUCCAUAAUUAAAAAGAUUCUGUUACCAUCAUUGAGCACGCGAUUUUUAUUCGGGGGGAAUUCGAAUAAAUUGUCCAUUAAUCCAAUUUUUUUACUUCCUUGAUAACAAUUAAUCUACGUUAUUGAUUGGAAAUAUCCGCUCAUAACAUUUCUGUUGAAUAAAUGUUGAGAAAAGUGUUCAAUGCACACUGUCACCGGUUUUAACGUCGGAUGAAUUGCUAAGGAGUCGUUGAAUCCAUUGGAGAAUUAAUAGAGGGAAAGAAGCACUCCAAACCCAGUUAGCAUUAAUGAGCAACCGUAUGUUUUCCGGCGAAAGGGAAACUAAUAAAUUCUGUUGAAGAUAGAUUUUCCUUCUUGCAGAAAACAGCGCGUGUUAACUUGUGUCUCUUCAGGGGUGGUUGGUGAGCAUCGGGCGGGGGGGGGGUCGUUUAAAACCCCCACCAAGCUGUAACUUGCCCUUCAUUGGUGGCGUUUAUCCACCCCACCCAGGAGGAGUGGGAGAGUAAGGAGGGGGCGAGGGAGAGAGAGUCGCCAGCAGACAUUCCCAUCCCAUCUGCGCUGUGAGUUCACCGUUCACCUCAGUACAUUUCCAGACACAGAGCUAUGAGCAUCACUCCAGGGACAUCACAUGACAUUUCACCGAUUUCAUCCCCCAAACUGCGACCACGCUCAUAAUCCAAGCUCUAAUUUACCUCAACUACUAACACCGAAUUCUCAAAAAUUUCGGCACCUAACCAAAAUUACAGCGCACUUUUUUAUCCUGCCAAAUUCAGUUGUAGACCCGCUCCACCAUACAACCGUGCCAUCCCAUCUUCCCGUAAUGUAAAACUUCGCCGUAAUUGAAGAUGCUGGAAUCGCUCUUGGAAUGGAAAUCAUGUUUUGUUACGUGAACACACAUCUGAUCAGUCUCCCUUGAAAACCAGAUAUCUGGAGUUGGACAUGGGGUUCAACUCGACUGAUUACAACUCUGGAACGGAGACAAUAAUCUCGCCGGUGACACUGAGCUCAGACUGGAGCCGCGUGGCCCGCCUGCUGCUGGUCGUUGGCUUGGCUGUCAUCGGCAGUGUAGGCAAUGUCUACAUGGUCAGUGCUGUCAUGAUCGAGGAUCACCUCAAAAAGAAAGGCAACAUCUUGUUGGUGAACACAGCGUUGGCCGACCUGCUGAUCACGGGCCUGGUGAUGCCGGCGUCGGCGACAGUGAUCCUGGCCGGGCUGCACGACUCGCCGCCCGUCUGCGAGUUCCAGUGGUUCCUGGCCAGCCUGUGCUGGCUGGUCACCGUGCUCACCAUCCUGGCCACCGCCGUCGAGAACUACGCGCGCCUCUGUCUCAGCGCAGACGCCUACGCACCCGCGUUCACCUCCACCCGCAUCACCACCGCCGUCCUCCUCAUCUGGCUGCUCAGUGGCUGUGCCGUCACCGCCCAGGUCGCCUACCGUCUGGGCCCCGACUACUGCACCCGCAAGUUCUCCGGUACAUUCUCAUAUCAGGUAACAGUUGCCAUCCUGUUUGUAAUCCUGCCAACAAUUCUGACGUCCGGUUUCUACCUGAGGACGACGCUGCACGUCCGCCAAACAAAGUCCGACCCGAGCUUCAAGCCGCCCAUCACAUUCAGCUGGGACUACUCGCUCAUGAAGACCAACUUCUACAGCUUCAUCGUCUUCCUCAUUUUCUGGCUUCCGUUCGGUGUCAUCCUGGGCAUCGGCAAUAUACAGAAAAUCAACCCGCGUACAUUCUACAACCUGGCUUGGUUGGCACUGAGCAAGUCUUGCAUCAACAAUUUCCUCUACUGCAUAACCAAUCGCCAUUUUAGGAACGCCUACAUCAAUUUGUUCCACUAUUGUUGCUGUAAGACGACGGUUGCGUUCUCGAGAAGGUCGAGGGGUGAGCCGAGCAGACCCACAGGGGAUGUCAGGGUGCACAUCAUCCCAGGUUACAACAUGUACUCGUACACAAGUCCCCAGAGAGCUCGCGAGACUGGCAAAACAUCUGCUGGCAAAAGAUCAGCGGGCACCAAUAGAGGGGCCGGCAGAUCAAACGGCAGAGAUGUUUAUCAGCUCUGAUAAGCAUACAAAAAUUACUUGCAUUUUUCAUUUUAUAAAUAAUUUUGUGGAACUUUUCCAUGAUCAAUUAAUCGAAUAGAUAUUGUCGAUUUUCAACAGAUCUUGAUUGAGUUUGACAAUAUUUUCUACAUUAUUUCAUGUUCAAUAUGUUUUGAAUGUAUGUAAUGCUAUAAUAAUCAAUUAUGAUUUAUGUACUCUUGAUCCAGAGAUUUUGUAGAACUUCCAAUGAUCAAAUGGAAUAUUUCAAUAGGAUUUGAUACUAAUUUCUCCUCAAAGAUAAUCCAGCAUGGAUUUUACACAUGAUUUAGAUUUUGAUGAGCUUCUACAAUAUUAAGAGAAGAAUAUUGUCAAAUUAAACAUUCCAAGGUAGGUAGAAUUCGGCAAUAUUUUCCGAAUAUAUCUUUCACAUGAAUUAUAUCUGCACUUGAUCCGAAGAGUUGUUAUAAAUCUCUUCUGUGAUGACAUGAAUAAAUGAAAUUGAUAUCGGCCGAAUUUCAAAAAAAUAUACAAAACUCAUCAAUAUUAGUCAUCCGUGGUAAGAUAGAAUGAAUGGAAAAGACAGUGAAGAAUUUAAACAAUUUCAAAUUAACCUUUAUAAUAAUAUUAAUUUCAUCUGCAAAUAUCCUCCUCUAGAAUUGAAAAAACAGAGCAAUUCAAUCUGCUCAUGAAGCACCACUUAACUUUACUUUCCAUGUUUAUUUUACUUUCCAUUAUAAUAUUAUGAUGUGUGUUUAAAAAAAAUAUCCCGUUAUCUCAAUGUUCCAGGUACCAGUAAAUAUUUUUAAACCCGUUUUAGAAACUCAUAGGUCUGAAUAUGAAUUGAAUUCAUAAAGAUAAGGAAUUCAAUAACUCAUCUUUCAUCUUAUGCUGUGUUGAUGAUGGUUAUAUGUGUAUUUAGUUGAUGCUGAAACUCUAGGUAAUAAUAAUGGGCAUUGGUUGAAUAAUUGUACUAUUCUAUAUUUUUAUGUUGAAAAAUCAAUCAAUAUUUAUUAUGAUAUGAUCAACAAUCCGAGCUGAAUGUUGUCAUGAUCUCCAACAUACAAAGAUGACAUUAUAUAUUCCUUACAAAUGAAACCGGUAUCCAAGUCUUAUGUAAGAACAGCAAUUUCUAAAAAAACUCUCUAGAAAGCUUUGUAAAAUAGAUCUUUCAUUGCUUGGUACAACUAAAACCAAAUCAAUCAAGUGGAUUGGUUAGCGGAAAUUUUGUGCUAAAAAUACUUCUAUACAGUAGCAGCCUACCGGAAGAAAAAAAAUAUAUAUAUAUAUAUUUUAUAUAAUGCUAGGAAAAACUGAUCAUAAUAGUAGUCACAAAAUUCAAAACAGUCCAGUUCUUAUAAUUCAAAUACUUUUAAUUGUUCAGUACUCCAAUGUAUUUAUUGUAGUACUAUGAUUUAGGAAAAGUUUAUUAUUUGGACUGAUUUUUUUAGAUCAUUGAUAUGAAUUUAUUGCUGUAUGAACUCAUUACUCAUAUCAUAUUGAUGAUAAACUGGAUACAUCAAUCACGUGAAACAUUAUGAACCAUAAUAAAAUGUCCUCUCUCUAGAGAAUGAAUCGAUUAUACUAAUGAUCACACUCUCCAAGAUCAAGGAAUCAACAAUAAUAUAUAACUCACACCAUUAUUCAAAUUCAAGAAUGAAAAUAGUUGUCUUCUCUUCACUCUCAAAACAUUAUUCAUUGCCGGUUGCUGGAGCCUCUAUGCUAGAAUAACGGACAAACGUACAAAAUUAUUAUCCAUAUCAAAAAUGAAAUUGAAUUCAUUCCUUAAGUGAAACAGGGUUUUUAUGGAGAAAGCUCCGUCCAAUAAAUUUAUAGAAACAUAACAUGAAGAAUAAUAAAUUAUCUGAUACUGUAAUCCGAUCCUGCUUAGCUCACCAUAUUAUAUUAUACAAUCUACCAAUUGGUUCGUUCGAUAAUACACGCAUAAUAUGAUUGAUCAAAAUGCCGUAACCAUUCUUGGUACAGUACAAUAUGUCACUCCAAAAAGACAUAAAUUGAAAUUAAUGAGUUUUCAACUAUUACUCAUAGAUUAAAUAUAUUGGAAUGAAAAAAAAUUGAAUUUUUACUCAUAUAAAGAUAAAUAUGGGGAUUCAGAGAAAUUUACCACCAAUGUGGAGGUAAACCACAGCAAAUUUGACCAAUGUUCAAAAAGAAUCGGAAAUAUUCCUAUGAGAAUAAUUUUCAUAUUUACCACUCAUUCCUAAUAGUUAUUAUUUCUCGCGAUUACUGAUAUUGUGAAUUAUUGAUGCAAAAAUUACUGUAUGAAAUUAUUAGGUAAUAUUAUCAGAUUAUUCAUCUUAUUAGUACCACCUGUGAUUGUAGUGACUGCAUAAUUUUUUUCAUUUACAAAACCAAUAACUAUACCGUAUUGAUAAAUUCUCAGAAUAUAUGGUCAGAUGAAAAUCUAGAGAGACGAGUAGGCCUACAUAGAUUUAUGAGAAGUGGAGUUUUUAUCAGACAAGUAUUGUAGCUUUUGUAAUGUUUCAAGAAUUCUGAAACAGUGUGGAUACAAUAGAAAAAAGUAAAAAAUGUAAUUCCUUCCCCUAGAAAGUCUUCAGCAGUUUCUCAUGACUCUGUUCUCUUGAUGUUUGCUUCCUCGCAUUCAAAUAUCUAUUCAAAAAAUGUUUCUUAGAUAUUGGAAAUUCGUUUCAAGUCUAUUCAUUCAAGCAGUUCCAUUUUUAGCUCUUCCAUUUUUAGCACUUCCAUUUUCCAGCUCUAAUUACUGGUCUGAUGAAAUUCAAAAGCUCAUAUCAACAUUAAUUAAAAAUCAAAUUUAACAAACAAUUAAAUCUGUGUACCGUACUUCUGAAUCCCAAUAUAUGUGUUCAUAUCAAAUAGAGGAGGAAUAUCAUUAUUUGGGGGAAUAGAGGAUUAGAAGAAUACUUUAUAUGACUGGAAAAUAAUAUUUCAAUGAUAAAUUAUAGAAAUAUGAAUCAUAAUCAUCCCAUGUAGCUCAUCUCUAUAUAUAAAAAUGAAUGUAUGUUUGUGUGUUAGUUUGUUUGUUUGUUUGUUCCCUAUAGACUCGAAAACUACUUGACAGAACGGCAUGAA
Molecule: messenger RNA, 5310 nt
Organism: Nilaparvata lugens (brown planthopper)
Lineage: Eukaryota; Metazoa; Arthropoda; Insecta; Hemiptera; Delphacidae
Product: melatonin receptor type 1A
Exons: 5
Coding region: 1141-2262 (373 amino acids)
Biological process (GO): G protein-coupled receptor signaling pathway
Cellular component (GO): membrane
Molecular function (GO): G protein-coupled receptor activity
Source: RefSeq, a predicted model, not a curated record